AUGGGCAAGAUGGCGUCCUCGGAUGUGGUUACCGAGGUUGAGAUUCAGCCCGAAAUUCAAGAAGUUGAAAUUGAAGCGAUACCCGUGGAAAUGCCGGUCGAAACUGUGGUUACUACGGUAGACUCUGUCGAGGGACAACCCAUGAUUGCGUUGCAACCGCUGCCAGAGCCCGGAAGGGAGGAGAUUAUUCUGCAAACCCAAGAAGAAAUCGUCGGCAGCAUCGACAACGACCACGAAGCGCUAUCUGGCUACGACAACAUCCCAGUCCCCGCACCCGAAGUUUUAAUAGAGACCAGUCCCAGUACGUCUGGGAAACGCGGCAGGAAAGGCAAAAGAGGUGGAAAAGGACGAGGUAUCGGCAGCGAGCUGACGUUUGAGACGGAUCGGAGUACCCGCAAAUGGGAGCAGAAACAGGUGCAGAUCAAGACGCUGGAAGGAGAAUUUUCCGUCACCAUGUGGGCGUCCGGAACGGAAGACGACCUGUCAGUUGCAGAAGAGUCUACACCUGAACCCGACCCGGACUACACGGAGUACAUGACGGGCAAAAAGAUUCCUCCGGGCGGAAUUCCCGGCGUCGACCUCAGCGACCCCAAGCAGCUGGCGGAGUUCGCAAACUCAGGUUCCGACAACGGCACCGGUCACUGGUGGGAGCAGGUGCAGUGCUCGAGCGUCUACACCCAGGAAGGAGCAAAGCCCGCACACAGGAUGAAGCCGCGGAAGCAGAGCGACGACGUGGCGAGGACGAUAGCGUGCCCGCACAAGGGAUGCACAAAGAUGUUCCGCGACAACUCAGCGAUGCGCAAGCACCUGCACACCCACGGACCCAGAGUGCACGUCUGCGCCGAAUGCGGGAAGGCCUUUGUCGAGAGCUCCAAGCUCAAGAGGCAUCAGCUGGUGCACACGGGGGAGAAGCCUUUCCAGUGCACGUUUGAAGGGUGUGGCAAGCGCUUCUCGCUGGACUUUAAUCUGCGCACUCACGUCCGCAUCCACACGGGCGACCGUCCCUACGUCUGUCCCUUUGACGGCUGCUUCAAGAAGUUUGCCCAGUCCACUAACCUCAAGUCACACAUCCUAACACACGCCAAGGCCAAAAACAGCCCGGGGCAGAGGCUCUCGGACGUAGACACUCAGAAGGUGACUUUCACGUUUGACCAAGAUUAGUUGUGGGUAACGUGACGUGUGAGAGCGACGUAGAGACAGUGUUGCUCACGGACGGUGCUCGUACGAGUCAAAACAUUUCCUUUGUAUAGAUUACUUUGGUACGCCCUGCUUUUUAGUACUUCCCUCCCCUUGUUUGUGUUCCUUUGCCGAGGCUUUGUCCAUUGGAGAGCGCGCCGUGUACAUAGGAGUUGUCUGUACAUAAAGUUUUGCUUUGUGUUGAGCCCGGUCCAGGGUGAACAUUUUUGGGAGAAGCGUGAAUUUUGUGCGUGAAAGGAUGACGUUGUGAGACUGCCUGGGCAGGAACAGGUGGAAAUUGCCCAGCUUUAUGGAAUCUGGGUGGAUUUCUUUCAAUAUUUGUCGGCUGUACCGUUCUCUGUAUUCAUUUCGUCCGCUGAAAGUUUGUUUCACCCCCUGUUUCGCUUCAGGAAAGCCAGUUGCUUAAUAAACGUGUGUUUGUUUAGCGCGACAAAAUGCAUUGCGUAGUUAACGAAAGGAACGUCGAUCUCUGUUAUUAAGAUUAGAAUUUCGAGUUGCUCUGACCCAAUCUGUUGCGUAAUACCCUUUGCUGAACGUAAACAACAUUUCUGAGAGGUAUGAAUGUCUGGGGGUGGGGGGAAAUACACACAAAUGUAAGUUGACAAUCUCCAAAAAGCACUGCUGAAAAAGAAAAAAAUCGAACAUCGGCCUUUGGGCCCGAAAUCUGGCGUCGUAAGUAAGUGUGAGAUGAACUAAAUGCUUUUGUGUACCGUUACCGUUCACGAUUCAUCAUUUGUGUGCCGUGCUUGUGUGUGUGUAUGUUUAUGUACAUAUGGGGUGACAAGAAGGGGAACGUUUUCCCGUUUCCAGUGGCCGAAGAAGCAACGUUUGUUUUGUCGCACGUGUACAACGAGCAUGUUGAUUUCUUCGUACGGUUUUGCAGCAGACAGGAGGUGUGUGUUGUAGGAUUAACUACAUUGUAACAUAUGUUGAUAAAAAAAAUAAAACAAGACGAGGUUGUAGCGUUUUGGGAAGUUGAGGGGCAGUGCUCUAUUUCAGGCUCUAUGUGCCCGAUUGUACAUAACGGCAUAAACAUACAUAUAUCCGAUCAUUCAUCACGGUUCCAUUUUGCUACACUGUGCGGUCGACAGCACCUUGUGUCCUUCGUGUGAGAUAUUGAACUGUGUGUGUGUGUGUAUGAUGUACAGAUAUCAUCUCAUGAUAUAAGAGAAUAAAAUAUGCUUUCUAUGCUACA
Ornithodoros turicata is the source of this 2392-nucleotide messenger RNA. Its product is annotated as transcriptional repressor protein YY1-like. The coding region runs from base 1 to 1161 and encodes 386 amino acids. Gene Ontology annotation, molecular function: DNA-binding transcription factor activity, RNA polymerase II-specific; RNA polymerase II cis-regulatory region sequence-specific DNA binding. Lineage: Eukaryota; Metazoa; Arthropoda; Arachnida; Ixodida; Argasidae. The transcript is spliced from 7 exons. Gene Ontology annotation, biological process: regulation of transcription by RNA polymerase II. Gene Ontology annotation, cellular component: PcG protein complex; transcription regulator complex; chromatin. The record is from RefSeq and is a predicted model, not a curated record.